Messenger RNA from Rattus norvegicus (Norway rat), 2249 nucleotides. RefSeq names its product zinc finger protein 319 (gene Zfp319). NCBI's taxonomy places the organism in Eukaryota, Metazoa, Chordata, Mammalia, Rodentia, Muridae. The record is from RefSeq and is marked validated. Gene Ontology annotation, cellular component: nucleus. Bases 504 to 2249 code for a protein of 581 amino acids. The transcript is spliced from 2 exons.
GUCCGCCGGUCUCUGCAGGACCGUCGGUCUGUCCGCUCGCCCGUCCGUCCGCUCGCCCGGUCCCGCUAACCCGAGUGCGCGCGUCGAUUCGUCGGUUCCGGCUGCCACAAACCUGUCUCCCGAUUCCGCGCCGCCUGCCUCUGCUACGCGAGGCCGAGGAUUGGCAGGGCGCGUAGGCCGCGCCGCGGCGGAUGGAGCCGGAAUAAAGAGGCGGCAGAGAAAGCAGCUGGUCUCCGCUUGCCCCGCGCCUGACCCCUGGAGCAGAAUCGAUUACUGGGGAAGGCAGAGCCUUCUUGGCAUUGCUGGGACCCUGUCUCGAAGAGCCCCCUGUCCUGUAGGCUAUCUUCUUGGCUAAUGACAAGGGCUAUCUGACAAGACCUCUGUGCCUUGUGUGAGGUUCUUGUCUGUUCCUGAGAUCCGGUAGCUUCUCUCUCAGGGUUAGGUUCACCUUAAGCGGGAAACUGAAGCCAUUACUUUCCAAACCCAGUUUCAUCUUCCCAAGCAUGUCAGAAAGCUGGCAGCAGCCACCGCAGACUCAGCCACAACAGCCGCAGGCACCACAGCCUCAGCACCAUGCAGAGCCCCCGCCAGCCCUGGCUGAACACACGCUGCCCCCGGGCACGGCUGAGAACCCACUGGGCUGUGCUGUCUAUGGUAUACUCCUGCAACCCGACCCAGGCCUACAGCCCCCACAGCAUGCACCCCUGCAAGCAGGGGAGCCAGGCCCCAAAUGUGGCGUGUGUGGCCAUGAUCUGGCACACCUGUCCAGCCCACAUGAGCACCAGUGCCUAGCAGGCCAUGACCGCUCAUUUCAGUGCACCCAGUGUCUCAAGAUAUUUCAUCAGGCCACCGACCUGCUGGAGCACCAGUGUGUGCAGGCGGAGCAGAAGCCUUUUGUCUGUGGUGUUUGCAAAAUGGGCUUCUCGCUGCUCACCUCACUGGCCCAACACCACAGCUCCCACACCGGCAUGGUCAAGUGCUCCAUUUGUGAUAAGACCUACAAGCCAGCUGAGGCUGCUGAGCCUGCCACCACUACUGCCCCAUCGCUGCCCUCAGCACCUCCCCCCACGAAUGUGGCCCCUGUGGAACAACCAGAAAAACCCUAUAGCUGUCCCAUUUGCCAGAAGCCCUUCAAGCACCUGUCGGAGCUCUCCCGGCAUGAACGGAUCCACACCGGAGAGAAGCCGUACAAGUGCACUCUGUGUGACAAGAGUUUCAGUCAGUCCUCUCACCUAGUGCACCACAAGCGCACGCACAGCUCAGAGCGGCCCUACAAGUGUGCUGUCUGUGAGAAGACGUUCAAGCACCGCUCCCACCUGGUGCGCCACAUGUACGCGCAUUCCGGUGAGCACCACCUGUUCCGCUGCAAUGUGUGCGAGCUGCAUUUCAAAGAGUCGUCAGAGCUGCUGCAGCACCCGUGUACCCCCAGUGGGGAGCGGCCCUUUCGCUGCGGUGAGUGCCAGAAGGCCUUCAAGCGGCCGUCGGACCUGAGGCAGCAUGAGCGCACGCACAGUGCAGAGAGGCCCUUCAAGUGUGAUCUGUGCCCCAUGGGCUUCAAGCAGCAGUACGCACUGAUGAGGCACCGGCGCACGCACAAGACGGAAGAGCCCUUUAAAUGCGGCCUGUGUGAGAAGGGCUUCGGACAGCCCAGCCACCUGCUCUACCACCAGCACGUGCACACCCUGGAGACUCUCUUCAAGUGCCCGGUGUGCCAGAAGGGCUUCGACCAGUCCGCUGAGCUGCUGCGGCACAAGUGCCUCCCAGGCUCCACAGAGCGGCCCUUCAAGUGCCCCGUGUGUAACAAGGCCUACAAGCGGGCGUCCGCCCUGCAGAAGCACCAGCUGUCUCACUGUGCUGCGGCCGAGAAGCCUCUGCGUUGCACCCUGUGUGAGCGCCGCUUUUUUUCCUCCUCCGAGUUCGUGCAGCACCGCUGUGACCCCACCCGGGAGAAGCCACUCAAGUGUCCAGACUGCGAGAAGCGCUUUAAGUACGCUUCAGACCUGCAGCGCCACCGGCGGGUGCACACGGGUGAGAAGCCCUACAAGUGUCCCAACUGCGACAAAGCCUUCAAGCAGCGGGAGCAUCUCAACAAGCACCAGGGUGUGCACGCCAGAGAGCAGCAGUUCAAGUGUGUGUGGUGCGGCGAACGCUUUCUGGAUGUGGCACUGCUACAGGAGCACAGUGCCCAGCACAGUGCUGCCGCUGCAGCCGCGGAGGGCGCCUACCAGGUGGCAGCCUGCUUGCCCUGA